Molecule: messenger RNA, 1570 nt
Organism: Oncorhynchus mykiss (rainbow trout)
Lineage: Eukaryota; Metazoa; Chordata; Actinopteri; Salmoniformes; Salmonidae
Source: RefSeq, a predicted model, not a curated record
AUUAAAAAUAGCGAUUCCGUAUCACAUUGGGUGAGGCAGGUUACCGGAAGGUAUAAUCGAAUUAAAAAUCGAAAAGAUGGGUCCAGUGAGUGGUUGGGCUGGCUGAGGACACGGCGAUUCAGAAAGUUCGCAGUUAGUUGGGGGAAUUGUUCAUGCUACUUUGUAUGCCUUAUUUGUUAUUUACUACUUUUUUGGAACAUAUUCUUGUUGGAAACGCAUACACUUCAGUUGGUUGUGUUGCGCUGCCUAUGUUAAAGAAAAUGAAGGAUUAUCGUAUGCGAGGAGUGGUCGGACACCUUUUCAACAGAUGGGUGGUCUUGUCUGUUCCUGGAACUCCAGUCGGCUGUCUCCAGUGCGGAUCAUCCGGGUAGUUCUUGUUGUUGGUUCAACGGACCCUGUUCGUGGCAUAGUUGGCGGGGAUGUCAUCUUGCCUUGUUUCCUGAGACCUACCACGAGUGCUGUUGAAGAGUCCGUAGAGUGGCAGAGACCAGUCCUAGAGCCAAAAGAGGUGCAUUUGUACCGAGACCGUAGUGAUGACAAUGUGAUCCAGUAUCCAUCCUACAGUGGAAGGACGUCACUGUUCAGGGAAGAACUGGAGAACGGCAACGUCUCACUAAAGCUGACCAAUGUGAAACUCUCUGAUGCUGGAAAUUACACAUGUUACAUACCAACGUUAGGCCACCAGAAAACCACCAUUGAACUCUAUGUCGGCGAGGACGGGACUCCUUCAUCCUCCCUCCAACCCACCCAACCGCCCCUGAAAGACCAAUCAGGGAAAGUCAGGGGUGCAGCCCCUCGGCCAUGGCUUUCCAUUGUGAGAACCAAAGACAAGGAAGUGGUCCUGAAGUGUGAGGCUGAAGGUUUAGUCUAUAAGCCUGAGUUGGUGUUGCUGAACAGUAAGGGAACCAUCCUCCCUGCUGAUGAACCUACAGAGAGACCCAUGGAUUCCGAGGGCUUGUACACAGUGACACACUAUUUCACUGUCCAGAAGACUGCCACCAAUGUGUUCACCUGUCAAGUUCAACAGCUGGAGAUCAAACACAUGAGGAAGACACAGAUUCAUGUUCCAGACAAAAUGUUUCAUGAGGAAGCAGAGGACUUGGAAUGGAAAAUUGGAUUUGGAAUUGGAUGUGUUGUAGGGGGUGUUGUAGGGGGUGUUGUAGGGGGUGUUGUGGUGGGUGUUGUAGUUUUUCUGUUCAUGCGGAAAAACAACCCCAACAACGCCCUAAAACAGCACCCAGAAGAAAAAGCGAAAGAAACCAAUGACGGGUGUGCAGAUAGCGGGAUUCCCCUCCUCGAGGAACAGCAAUAAUGGUGUGUGUGUGUCACAACCUGGAAAACGGGACAGCCAACAUACAUUUGAUUGUUUCCACCAGCCACCCUUGGCGAUGUAAUGAGAGAGACACUUUUAUUACCUGCAGUGGAGUCACUCAACAUUUACCUUACAAGACAGUCGUGAAGAGUUAUGGUAUAGCAACUGCUUGGCAUCCGAACGCAAGACGCUACACAAGGUAGUGCGUACGGCCCAGUACACUACUGGGGCCAAGCUUCCUGCCAUCCAGGAUCUCUA